CACCCCUUAUAUCGGUGAGAUAUUAAAAAUUGAUAUCGACAAUAUUUACUGAUUAAUAUCUCGGGGGUUAACCGUUUAGGGUUUUAGCAUCAUUCGAAGCUCCGAUCACACCACCACUCUCUGCAACUCCUCUGCUCCCAGUUAGCCACAGCUGAACGGAGGAUAGAAGAAGAUUUUCAGUUUGGCUGAAAGUAAAAGUUACUAUUAAGGAAUGGCUGCAGGUUUGGCUUCAAAAUGUUCACGGGUUGGUUGUUCAUUGUUGGGGGGCCUCGGCAACAACUUGUCUGGCUUAUUGAGUACAUCACAUGAGACGACAAGCUGCACUUUCUUAUCUCAGCAGCAAAGGACCUUCAUACAGAUGAGGACUGUUCUCAAAGUCGUGGACAAUUCAGGGGCGAAAAAGGUGAUGUGUAUACAAGCUUUGAAGGCAAAUAAGAAGGGAGCAAGAUUGGGAGACACCAUUGUUGCAUCAGUAAAGGAGGCCCAUCCGAAUGGAAAAGUGAAGAAAGGAAAGGUUGUUUAUGGUGUGGUUGUUCGUGCUGCCAUGCAGCGAGGCCGUUGUGAUGGGAGUGAGGUCAAGUUUGAUGACAAUGCUGUGGUACUCGUCGACAAGCAAGGGCAGCCGAUUGGGACAAGAGUAUUUGGACCCGUCCCGCACGAGCUGAGGAAGAAAAAGCAUGUCAAGAUUCUUAGUUUGGCAGAGCAUAUUGCCUGAAAAGUGGACCACAAUGGAAUUCCAGAUGCACAAUAAGAACAGAAUGCUAUCUUGUAACGAGGUGUUGGAAUUUUGGAACAUCCAGGUGAUAAAUUCAAGGACCAAUGCUCGAGCAGUUCUAGCUCUGGAACCAGUGCUUUAAUUUUCUUUCUGGCUAGCUAGAGUUGUUUGUUAGUGGAUAAUAAUAUAAACAAGUUGAUGAUUCGUUUACCCUAUCUAAACUCAUCCCUCAAA
Pyrus x bretschneideri (Chinese white pear) is the source of this 949-nucleotide messenger RNA. Its product is annotated as 50S ribosomal protein HLP, mitochondrial. Gene Ontology annotation, molecular function: large ribosomal subunit rRNA binding; structural constituent of ribosome. Gene Ontology annotation, cellular component: mitochondrial large ribosomal subunit; ribosome. Lineage: Eukaryota; Viridiplantae; Streptophyta; Magnoliopsida; Rosales; Rosaceae. The record is from RefSeq and is a predicted model, not a curated record. Bases 212 to 715 code for a protein of 167 amino acids. The transcript is spliced from 5 exons. Gene Ontology annotation, biological process: translation.